Messenger RNA from Stylophora pistillata, 947 nucleotides. RefSeq lists its product as uncharacterized. Gene Ontology annotation, molecular function: G protein-coupled receptor activity. Gene Ontology annotation, cellular component: plasma membrane. Gene Ontology annotation, biological process: G protein-coupled receptor signaling pathway; cell surface receptor signaling pathway. The record is from RefSeq and is a predicted model, not a curated record. NCBI's taxonomy places the organism in Eukaryota, Metazoa, Cnidaria, Anthozoa, Scleractinia, Pocilloporidae.
AUCCGAAUACUCCAAAAUUGAUGAAUCUGGAAACAUUUACGAAUCCGGAAAACUCUCCUCUAGUGUAAACCAAGUCUGAAUAAUCCCAGUAAGGGAAAUGAAAAAAACUAUUAAAGCUUUCAUUAUAUAGCUUGUGUAUUAGAUAAGUAUUCUCGGUUUAAAAUUCUCGUUCUUUUUUCAGUCAAGAUGGAUUUUCGAAAGAUGGCUGUCAUUUAAUUACAUCACAAAGCAACUCAGAAGAAACAGUCUGCAGCUGCAGUCACUUGACUCAUUUUGCUGUCCUAGUAGACUACAGUGGUGGGAGUGUGCACGUGGUAUUAUGUUGUUCAAUAUUGCUUCUAGCAUUGCUUAUAAGGGCAUUAAAUUGAUAAACAUCCUAUUCCGUCUGUUUGUGAUUUGUUCUGCAGCUUUCCCAGAAGGACGAAGAUAUUCACGAGAUAAUCACUUACGUAGGAUUGAGCCUUUCAGUCAUCGGAAUGAUUUUAACUAUAAUCAUGUAUUCCCUUUUCAAAGAUAUUCAUCAACCUCUGACUCAAAUAAGACUGAGUAUCGCCGGGUCGCUCGGAGCUGGUCAAAUAAGCUUUCUCGGCGGAAUGCACGCCAUGGGUAACACUGUCGCUUGCAUAACAGCAACAGGCCUUACGCAGUAUUUCUUGAUGGCCGCCUUCUGCUGGAUGCUGGUGGAAGAAAUUUACUUUUACUUGCUUAUUGUAAAAGUUUACGACAUCAGCAAUAAGAUGAUCGUAUGUCACGUCAUGGCAUGGGGUUUCCCUAUCACCAUGGUCGGCAUUUCUCUUCGCGUCGCAAUCGGAAAAGGAGAGAUUCAAAGCUAUACCAGCGAUAAAUAUUGUUGGUUGUCAUCAACUUAUGACUUGAUUUGGAUAUUUGUUGCAUUUCUGACAGCAACUGCAGUGGUAAGUUUACUAUCAAUAAANNNAAAGCCUUAG